This is a messenger RNA of Episyrphus balteatus (marmalade hoverfly), 405 nucleotides long. RefSeq names its product protein CTLA-2-alpha-like. Lineage: Eukaryota; Metazoa; Arthropoda; Insecta; Diptera; Syrphidae. The transcript is spliced from 2 exons. The coding region runs from base 63 to 362 and encodes 99 amino acids. The record is from RefSeq and is a predicted model, not a curated record.
AAAUUAAAUUGCAAUUAAGUCGACUUUUAUUACUUCUACACGUAUAACUUUCAGUUCAAACAAUGAAAUUCACUUUGGCACUAUUAGUUGUUGCAGCCAUUCUUGGUUGUGUUUUGAGUUGCUCUGAUAAAGAUUUUGCUGAAUUUAAGCAAAAAUUCAACAAGAACUACGCAUCAAGGGAAGAAGAUGGCAAUCGCAAGAAAAUUUUCUGUAAGAACUUAAAGAAAAUUGAAGCUCAUAAUGAACUUUACAAAAAGGGUCUCACAACUUAUACCCAAGGUGUUAACCAAUUUUCUGAUUUGACUCAAGAAGAAUUCCAAAACAGUGGUUAUGUAAUGCGCCCAGGCUUCGGCAGAAAUUAAAUAAAAAAACUGAAGUAAAAAAUAAAAAUUGCAAAAAUUCUCA